Messenger RNA from Colletotrichum graminicola M1.001, 3525 nucleotides. RefSeq lists its product as uncharacterized. Bases 1 to 3525 code for a protein of 1174 amino acids. Gene Ontology annotation, biological process: mitotic cell cycle. The transcript has 2 exons. Lineage: Eukaryota; Fungi; Ascomycota; Sordariomycetes; Glomerellales; Glomerellaceae. The record is from RefSeq and is a predicted model, not a curated record.
AUGGAGCCCCAAUCGCCCCCUAAGCGUAUCACGCGCUCCAGAGCUGCAAAAGCUGGCGAAACCACGACAAGCACAAAACCCACAAGAGUAGUUACUGCUGCGGCCAAGGCCAAGUCAAGUGCCACUGCUCCGACGCGAUCCACUUCAGCCAAGAGGAAGACCCGAGCCGACGAUGGCGAAGAUGAAGAACACGAUGGACAAUCACAGCAGUCAGAAACAGCUGCUCGUCCUACAAGAGCAACAAGAGGCCGUCCAAAGAAGGUCACAGAGGAGCCUGCCGAACCAGCGGCUUCAUCAUCAUCAAGCGGCGCGGCAGGCAAGGCCACGCGUGCACGAGCUGCUACUCGCAAGGUCUCCACCACGGAGCCUGCCGUCCCCAAAGAAGAGCCCGUGAAGCCUACUCGCGGUCGACCCAGAAAGACGGCAACUGCAGACGCUCCCGCCAAGGAGGAGGAGCCGGUGAAGAAGACAACGACGACUCGUACUCGCACAGCGUCGGUCACAACAGCAAAGCCCGCCGUCAAGAAGACGGUAACAUUCCAAGAACCCGAAAAGGAAAACAUCGCUCCUGACGCAAGCAAGAAGACGACCGAAAAGCCCACAACUGGCACCGGCCUCCGAGGCAGACCGGUACGAAAGCCUCCCGUUCCCAAGGCUCCUCGCAUCAUCAAGACGCCUGCCGCUGCCACCUCUGCCUCCAAGCCGGAGAAAACUCCUCUGAGCCCUAAGAAGGUCACACAGGUGUCUAUGCCUCGCGACUGCUCCGAUGACGAGUUGGCCGGUCCGGACACGCCCCCGAGACCCAUGAUGAAGAGCCCUGUGAAACCCCCUGCCAGCGCCCUUGCCUCCUCCAAGAACGUCAACCUGCUGCCCCUCGACAAGGCCCCCGAAACUAGGAAUGCCGAGGACGACGAAAACAGCACCAAGUCAGAGGCUCAGGAGGACGAGGUCACCAACACCCUCGCCUCACCAGCCAAGAGACUGCCUACCUCUCCCUACAGAGAUACAAUGAAAUCUCCGGCCAAGCGCGCCGAGGGCGUGUCACUGACGAAACUCGCUUCUUCCAUGAACCCCAGUGCCGAAGAUGGCUCCGCCUCGCCCUUGAAGGCUUCACUUCUUCAUUCCCCUGCCAAGCGCCCGCAGUCUGCCAUGAAGGCCUUCACUUUGCCCCCGGCCAAUGAGGGAGAGAGGAAGAUCUCCAACUUCAAGGCAUCUCUACUUCAGUCACCGGCCAAGCGGCCGCUGUCGCCCAUCAAGGGAAUGAACAUGAAGCCCUCGGAGGUUUCAGAGCAGACGCAACCCCCCGCCACGAAGUCUCUGCUUCUGUCGACACCGACAGCUCUGCGCCCGGUGAAGCGCUCAUCCGAGAAGCUCAUGGCCGAAGAGUCGAACGCUCACGACGACGACGGCGACGAAGAGCUGGACGAAGUCGCGGAAGCCAUGCUCAACGAAUCCAUCCACCUGGAAGAGCCCAUGCAAUUCCCCGGCCGUCUUUCAGCUGUUCUUCCCAGGCAUGCCGACCCUGUUCUGAAGAAGAACAUGCCGGUUUUUGAGGCUGCCAAGGAGCAGGCGCAGCAAAUGAAGCAGGACACAUACUCUCAGCCAACCGGCCUGGUUCUGGAGUCCGAUGUCUUCACGGACAACAACCUUGCCGAUGAUGCUGAGUUUGACGGAGAACCUAUGAUGGUUGACGAGGAGUCGUUUUUCAAGUCACAACCGCAAGAGGCUACACAGGCUACCUUCAAUGCACCCAGCGGUCUUUUCGGUCUGCGUCAAAAGGACAUGGACCCGUACAACAACAUGGACUCUGAUUCAGAUGACGAGCUUGCCAAUAGUCCCCGCGUUUCUGCAGCUCACAAAUUGAUUCCCGCAACUCCUACCCCCGCCAAGUCGAGAAUCUCCAACGUCGGCUUUACCCCUUUGGCACAGCAGCUGAACGCCUGGUCGGCCGCCAGUCCCGUCAAGACACCCAGGCGCGCCGUCACCCCGGGGCGCUCGUUGGCUCGGGCACCUGAGGGACUUACUCCGGCUGCCGGGUCUCCUCGCGUGGAGGAAUCUCCUCUUCGAAGCACUUACUUCGAGGAUGAGAUGACUGUCCGAGCGGACAUGGAUGCUCAGAACGAAAUUGAGGCCGCUAUUGAUGCCGAAAUCGAGGCUGCUGCAGACGCAGAGGACCCGGAGUUCGAUGACCUCAUGGUCACCGACGAAGAUAUGGCCCUGGCCGCUGAGGCAAACGAGAUGUCUCUGCUGGAGCCUGAGGAGCUAGAUGAGAUCGUCAACACUUCCAACAGCUUUGACGACACUCUGUCAGAGGCGAGCCAAGAGUAUGGUGACGAGAAUGAGAUGCCCGUUGAUCCUGCCAUGUUCAAUAGCGACACUUCUGUCCCGCCCACCACUCCCAACCGAAUCAUUGCGCGCGAGUUCCAUACCGUUUCCAAGGUUCCUCUCAAGGCCUCGGACGAGUCUACUCCGCGCCCCAAGAAGAAGCGUGCGGCCAGCAUAUCCCGACUUUCGGCCAGCCGCCCGAGCCUCAACAGAAGCGCCACUGUCAUCUCCUACUCGCCCAGCCGGAAGCACAAGGCCGAGGAGGGGCAGGAGCAGGAGGACGAGGAGGAGAGCGAGGAAAACCAGCCUGAUUUCGCGCCCGUAACACCGGCCAAGUCCGAUGUCUGGUCGAGUCUGGGAACACCAGCUCGCACGCCUCGCAGAGACCUUAACCCCAGGCUCCUCCGCGGUGCCGUCGUUUUUGUCGAUGUGCACACCACAGAGGGUGCGGACGCCAGUGGCAUCUUUGUCGAGCUUCUCACUCAGAUGGGAGCACGAUGCGUCAAGACCUGGACAUGGAACCCCAGCGCUACCAGCAGCUCGGAUGCCGCCAAGAUCGGCAUUACCCAUGUCGUGUUCAAGGAUGGAGGCAAGCGUACGAUGGAGAAGGUCAGAGAGUCCAACGGCGUGGUCCAAUGCGUUGGUGUCAGCUGGGUCCUUGACUGUGAGCGUGAGAACGAAUGGCUCGAUGAGACACCUUACUACAUUGACACGUCGUUGGUUCCCCGAGGUGGCGCACGCCGCCGCAAGAGCAUGGAACCGAGGGCUCUGGCGAACCAGAAUGGCAUGCUCGUUCCCACACCCGUCAAGGCUGGCCGUGAGGCCAGGACGGCGCCGAACACCCCCAUGAACCGACGCGACAGCACCGUUUGGAUGCACACGCCUUCAGACGAGGCCGAGGACGACGAUGAUGACUGGCAGGGACUGAUCUCUCCUGUCCCCGCCACACCAGCACCGGAGGCGCUUGCUCGCUAUGCUGCCGAGACGCCCUCCGGGUCGACGGAGUAUGACUCGUCUCCGACUAAGGCGCUGUUGAUGCAAACCUGCCCACCCAAACCAAACAACUACGCUCAGAUGGGCGAUGGCAUCCUCAACAGGGACAAGGACGAGAGCGUCAUGCAGCGCCUGAUGGCGGCUCGUAGAAAGAGCUUGCAAUUCGCUCCCAAGGUGGGAAGCCCGUUGGCCAAGGCCUGGAAAUAG